Messenger RNA from Tauraco erythrolophus (red-crested turaco), 1239 nucleotides. NCBI's taxonomy places the organism in Eukaryota, Metazoa, Chordata, Aves, Musophagiformes, Musophagidae. The record is from RefSeq and is a predicted model, not a curated record.
GUGGCUUUGGUGCAGUGGACAGAGAGUGUUGGUCUCACUCUGGUUAACAGGGAUUUGACCUCGAUGCAGCUGAAGACUCCUGGUGGACACAUUCUGACCUACUACAUUCUGCAGAUCUUUCCCUUCACUUCUGAGAGCAAGCGCAUGGGGAUCAUCGUUAGGGAUGAAUCUUCAGGAGAAAUUACAUUUUACAUGAAGGGUGCGGAUGUUGCAAUGUCCGCUAUUGUGCAGUACAAUGAUUGGUUAGAAGAAGAGUGUGGUAACAUGGCCCGAGAAGGACUGCGUACGCUGGUCGUUGCCAAAAAAUCUUUGACUGAAGAACAGUAUCAAGAUUUUGAGAGUCGGUACAACCAAGCAAAGUUGAGCAUACAUGACAGAAACCUCAAGGUUGCUGCUGUUGUAGAGAGUUUGGAGCGAGAAAUGGAAUUGCUCUGUCUCACUGGAGUGGAAGAUCAGCUGCAAGCAGAUGUUAGACCAACUCUAGAGAUGCUGAGAAAUGCUGGAAUAAAGAUAUGGAUGUUAACAGGAGAUAAACUGGAGACAGCAACUUGCAUCGCGAAAAGUUCUCACUUAGUGUCUAGGACUCAAGAUAUUCACAUUUUCAGACCUGUUACUACUCGAGGAGAGGCUCACUUAGAACUAAAUGCCUUUAGGAGGAAGCAUGACUGUGCCUUGGUGAUAUCUGGGGACUCACUUGAGGUUUGUCUGAAAUACUACGAGCACGAGUUUGUCGAGCUGGCCUGCCAGUGCCCUGCCGUGGUGUGCUGCCGCUGUUCUCCCACCCAAAAAGCUCAUAUUGUCAAGCUGUUGCAGCACCACACUGGAAAACGCACGUGUGCUAUAGGUGAUGGAGGAAAUGAUGUCAGCAUGAUCCAAGCAGCAGACUGUGGAAUUGGAAUUGAAGGCAAGGAGGGAAAACAAGCUUCCCUAGCAGCUGACUUCUCUAUCACACAGUUCAAACACAUAGGUAGGCUGCUGAUGGUCCACGGUCGAAACAGUUACAAAAGAUCAGCAGCACUUGGGCAAUUUGUCAUGCACCGAGGCCUUAUUAUUUCAACUAUGCAGGCUGUAUUUUCAUCAGUCUUCUAUUUUGCAUCUGUUCCCUUGUACCAAGGAUUCCUAAUGGUAGGGUAUGCAACCAUAUAUACUAUGUUUCCAGUCUUCUCUCUGGUGUUGGAUCAGGAUGUGAAGCCAGAAAUGGCCUUGCUGUAUCCAGAACUUUAUAAGGAUCUCACAAAG